UUUUGGGCUACAACUCCCAGCGCUUUUGACUGCUGACACUGCCGGCUGGGGACUAAAGUCUAUGAUGCCGUAUCAGGCAGGGUGCUGCCCAGACCACAGACCGCGCUGCCUGGACCAGCAUUCUGCCUUGCUAAGCAGGAUGUCUUGUUCCAGCCCCUUGAAGCUAGUGCUAUUUCCCCGUCUGCCCUGUUCAGCUGCACCUGCUGUGCGGUUCUGCCGUAAGGCUCGUCUUUUCUAGGGAGGGCCCAUAUUUUGUACUAUUUUUGAAGACACAGGUGUCACCUUCAUGGGUUUGUGUGCAUGGGUGAUCCUUCCGGGGAAGGCAGGCAUCAUUCGUCUGCAGGGCUGCCAAAGGCCCCUCUAGAGCGUUUGCCAUGUAGGGUAGUAAAGCAGCCAGGGAUGUUCCUCUAUUAGCCAAAUUCUUUGCUAGAUCUUGUGCCACACGGUAGGAAAUGGAUUGGGAAACAGCAAAGAAAAAUGAGAUACUUAGUGAAAAUUUGGGCUGCUGUUUUUCUGGGUGAGAUGCCAAGAAGUUCAGCUCUGGUGCUUAGAUGCUCACUGUGGCAAGCAACCUCUGAGCAACUUGGCCAGCUGAUUCUGGGGACGUUCUGAGUUUGGCUUCCUGUUCUGUUCCCAUUACUCCCUCACUAGGGCUUGCAAAGAAAGGUGGUAUGUCCCAGAACUUUGGGCUGCGUGGGAACACCAUUUUCUGCUCGAGGGUGUCAAGCUGCACCCUGAUUCCUGAGAGCAGAGGAAAGGUGGGCGCUUGCCCAAAAGGGGGCAGAGGACCAGCUAACACGGAAGGAUGAACUCCAUCCAGGAGCUUCAUCCCCAGUCAGGAGGGGCAACGGUAGAAGUCGAUGGCGUGUCGUGGAAUACGUGCUGGGAGCAAGCUGCUGGGUGGAGGAGUCCAAUCGCUCUGCAGAGCCCAGGCUGGGAAGGCUGACCUGACCAUUGUGAGAGGCAGACCAUGGCGUGGUGUGCCCAGUGGGAGGUUUCUGGGCGCAUGGAUUGAAACUGGACUCGAGGAAAGAGGUGUUGGGCAGGCAGCCGCAACUUCCUAAAUCAUCAGUUUGUAUAGGGUUAAAAACAGACGUGGCAUUUACGGAAUCCCAGGGUGAACAUCAAAAGAUGCUGCAGAAGAAAAGCAGACGCCGAGUGGCCAGUGCUGAGAGGGAUGGGGAAGGAGGGAGGCAGCCCAUGCUCGAGGAUGAGACUGGUGGCUUCUCACGUUGUCAUGUUCCCAGAAGGUGUCGUCUCCUCCCCAGCUCUUUGUUCGCUCUCUAACUAGCAGGAGAUCCGUUGCUCCGUCCUCCUCUCCUCACACCCUCUUCUUGGGCUGUCAGCGUAUGUUCAGAGAGUCAUCGGUUCUGCCGUAUGCUGGCAUCUGUAGAUGCUGGUCUUGGCUUGUUCUCCUGGAGGUGGCACAUCCUUGUGCCAUCUGGCUCAGUGACGCUCUUGGGCUGGGAGAGAGGGGGCCUCUCCGUUUUGGACGUGUGCAACUGUUUUCAGCCAGCUCCUAAUCCCAUGCUGCUUUCUACUAACUUAGAAGCAGAAGCAAUGUUAGCAAUGUCUUUCCCAAUGUUAGCAAGGGUCUCGGAGUCAGUGUUCUUUGCAUAAGACAGCCUUCCCCAACACGGGGUCUUCGCAGUGUGUUUGUUUGCAGCUUCCAUCACCUCAAGCCACCUGGCUGGCAUGAUGGGACGUGUAGUCCAUCAUGCCAGAAUGGCUCCCAGUUUAGGAAGACUGGCAUAAGAUAUGCAAGCUAGCUCAGUAGCAAUUAAUGGAGGAACACACAGUGACCCAGACAGAGCACAUGGCCACCAUAGAGGCCCACGCCGUGGCCCAGCAGGUGCAGCAGGUCCACGUGGCCACAUACACAGAGCACAGCAUGCUCAGUGCUGAUGAGGACUCGCCGUCUUCCCCUGAGGACACCUCCUACGAUGACUCCGACAUUCUCAACUCCACGGCUACGGAUGAGGUGACUGCCCACCUGGCUGCUGCAGGCCCCGUGGGGAUGGCGGCUGCGGCAGCGGUGGCAACGGGGAAAAAAAGGAAGCGGCCUCACGUUUUUGAGUCCAACCCCUCGAUCCGCAAGAGGCAGCAGACGCGGUUAUUGCGGAAGCUUCGUGCCACGCUGGACGAAUACACCACCCGCGUCGGGCAGCAGGCCAUUGUUCUGUGCAUCUCACCCUCCAAACCCAACCCCGUCUUCAAAGUGUUCGGCGCGGCGCCACUGGAGAAUGUGGUGCGCAAGUACAAGAGCAUGAUCCUGGAAGAUUUGGAGUCGGCACUCUUGGAACACGCACCUGCGCCACAAGAGGUUAACUCAGAAUUGCCGCCUCUCACCAUAGAUGGUAUUCCAGUCUCUGUGGACAAGAUGACCCAGGCGCAGCUGCGGGCCUUCAUCCCUGAAAUGCUGAAGUACUCGACGGGGCGUGGGAAGCCCGGCUGGGGGAAGGAGAGCUGCAAGCCCGUCUGGUGGCCUGAGGACAUCCCCUGGGCCAACGUUCGCAGUGACGUCCGCACAGAGGAGCAGAAGCAGAGGGUAUCUUGGACUCAGGCACUGAGGACCAUUGUCAAGAACUGCUACAAGCAGCACGGCCGGGAAGACCUGCUCUACGCAUUUGAGGAUCAGCAGACGCAGCCGGCGACAGCCACACACAGUAUAGCACAUCUGGUUCCGUCCCAAACUGUGGUCCAGACCUUCAGCAACCCCGACGGCACAGUCUCGCUCAUCCAGGUGGGCACAGGGGCGACAGUGGCCACCUUAGCAGAUGCCUCCGAAUUGCCUACCACAGUUACGGUCGCACAGGUCAACUACUCCGCGGUAACUGAUGGAGAGGUGGAGCAGAACUGGGCGACUCUACAAGGCGGGGAGAUGACAAUCCAAACCACACAGGCCUCAGAAGCCACGCAGGCAGUGGCGUCCUUGGCAGAAGCGGCCGUGGCGGCAUCGCAGGAGAUGCAGCAAGGGGCCACGGUCACGAUGGCGCUCAACAGCGAAGCCGCUGCCCAUGCCGUCGCCACGCUUGCGGAAGCCACCCUGCAAGGCGGAGGGCAGAUCGUCUUGUCCGGUGAAACCGCAGCCGCCGUCGGGGCACUCACCGGGGUGCAAGAUGCAAACGGGCUCGUCCAGAUUCCCGUGAGCAUGUACCAGACGGUGGUCACCAGCCUCGCACAGGGGAACGGCCCCGUUCAGGUGGCCAUGGCGCCCGUGGCCGCCCGGAUAACAGACAGCACCGUCACCAUGGACGGCCAGGCGGUGGAAGUCGUGACGCUGGAGCAGUGAUGGCGGCAGCGCGGCCGAUCUUGAGACUGUGUCUCCCUCCUUCCUUGUACGAAAAAGAAAAAUCCGAUGCCUCUCGGAGGCGUGAUCAGGUGGCAUUUUGAGUCUCGCAGCUUUGGAAGCAAAAAGUUUGAUAACAAAAAGGAAAAAAUAGCGCGGAAGGGUGCGUGCCGGAACCUUCUUUGCACCCCUCCGACCUUGCGGGAGAGUGCAAAGGCCUGUCUGGGCAGGUUAAGCUCAGCCUUCCUCUUACCUUGCCUGGACCACCCUGAUGUGAAGCCAGGGCGAGAUGGGAAGAGGUAUGCAGCCCUCUUUUUCUGGGGGUGGGGCUCCCCACCGACUUUCACUGCCCCACUCCUGCGGCGGCUCACAGCACCAGGCUCUUCAGCUGUCCUCGUGGCGAGAAUUAGGUGUCAUUGAACAUGGUCGUAAAUUUGAAGGGGGGCGGGUCUGAAGGACUUUUUUUCUUGAGGUGGUGUGGACGGGACAAGAACCUCCUGGAAGAGAGCGGGGGGCCACGAUCCGCCGGGUCCGAAUCCCCACCAGCACCGGAGGGGCCUGCCUUCCGUGGUUCUCCGGGGACGUGUUGGAGCAGCUCUCGUUCCGCUCCCUCCUCUUCUCGAGUCCACGCUUGAAUCCCUGCUGCGUGCACACGCACACGCACGCCUCCCCGUUCCCCUGCGAUGAAUUUUUGCUUGCGUCUUACAGCCCUUCUCCUUCGCAGUGGCAGGUUCAGAAAGGCGUGGGGAGCCACACACGGUGGGCUCAGGGGCCGUUAUGAAGGGACACAGGACUAGCAUGCAUGGCCGUUUCUGCCCGCUGUCCCCGUUUGUGCUGGGAUCGAUCUCUGUGGCUGAGGCACGGGCCUUGGGCGAUUGGUGGCAGGCGUGGGAAGGCACAGGCUGGGCCCCCUCCCUCUGCCCCCCGGCACUUCUUGGUCCAAGGUGCUCCUCCCCGGAGCUUCCAGCUCCACGUCCGGCACCCUCCUUUCAUCCGCAGUACCUAGCAUCCCUGAACCGCAGCUACACCUUGGCAGAAAACCGCUAAAAGAACCUCCCUGUCCCCGGCUUCUUCCCGCAGGGACCACCCCAGCCCUGCCGCCCUUCCCAGUGGAGCUGCUCCUGGAGUCCUCCGGCGUCUUUGCCGGCGGCUCACCGCUGGCCGCUGCCUGGCUGCAGGUGGGCACCCGCCCCAGCCUGCAGGAGGACGAAGGACAGGUGCCGCGAGCGAGGCAGAGCUCCGGCAGGGACUGCGCCCGGCAGGUGCAGGCAGCAGCCCGGGGUGGUGUGUGAAGGGCCCGCUGGCUUGAUGGGACAACCUGUCCUGAGUCAUUCCUGGAAACUGGUUUUUGCUUGGUCAGGACUUUCUGCUGCCCCCACAGUAAGCAAAAUGGCUGUUCCUUUACAGAUGAAUUCUGCCUCUUUUUCCCUGGAAGAGCACACAGUAUUUAAUUUUGUUCUCAUUUUAUUUUACACGUGAUGUCACAUACCAAACCUCUCCAUCGCCAUCUCAGCCUUUGAAGGCAAGAUUUUUUUUUCAUUCUUUUUCCCCAGAUUUCUGCAUUUACUUGGCUUUUUUAAAAAAAGAGAAAUCUCAACCGUUGUUUGUAUGCUUUCUUCCUUCGCUGGACUUAAAUUGCGGGGAGGGAAUCCUUCCCACAGAAACAAAACCCAGGUCUCUGAUUUAAUUUUUUAAUUUUUAAAUAUUUUUUUAUUGUCGUUGUGAAGAUGUCAGGUGUGACUUGAAGGUCGGUGUUCCUUUUUUGGCAACAGAAUAACGUUCUGAUAGACUGAUAAAUUUAUUCCCGAGACCCAAAGAAAACAAUCCUUGUUUCCACCCCAGCCCCUAGCAGAGCAUGGAAGUACCUCUUGUUUUCCCAAUUCUGUCUAUUGCCUCAGUCAAUAAAUUGUUACAGACGUGUCUAUAAAA
This is a messenger RNA of Varanus komodoensis (Komodo dragon), 5218 nucleotides long. It is a transcript of the gene NRF1, whose product is annotated as nuclear respiratory factor 1. Gene Ontology annotation, biological process: regulation of transcription by RNA polymerase II. The record is from RefSeq and is a predicted model, not a curated record. NCBI's taxonomy places the organism in Eukaryota, Metazoa, Chordata, Lepidosauria, Squamata, Varanidae. Gene Ontology annotation, molecular function: RNA polymerase II cis-regulatory region sequence-specific DNA binding; DNA-binding transcription factor activity, RNA polymerase II-specific. Bases 1784 to 3292 code for a protein of 502 amino acids. The transcript has 11 exons. Gene Ontology annotation, cellular component: nucleus.